AUGCCAGCCAAGCACGCCUUCGUGGCGCUGCAGGACCGCUUCGUGAGCUCACUGGUGAUUGCCUGCUGCCCCACCAUGGACUUAGUGGCCGUAUUGACACUCGACCACCAUCUCCUCGUUCAUCGCACAACGUCAUGGCAGAAACUGCUGCACGUCAAACCAUCAGACGUCGGACUGGAAAUGGUGACACUGGCGUGGAAACCUGACGGUCUUCAACUCGCAGUUGGCUGUGACGAAGGAGAUGUGGCAAUUUUUGAGAUCGAAUCGGGAGAAAUAAUACCGGAAAGACGGAGCAAUUUACGUCACGAAAUCUGCAUCACCGCGAUGCACUGGGCCCAGCUUAGCGAGGUAGGAGCUUCAGUGUGUACUUCUAACAACAAACGACGGCGUCAUAAGCGCUACGGGGCAUUGGGUGAACAUUGGAAUGCUCCAGGUUUGAUUUCCCAGUCGAAACUUCAGUUUCAGCAUCGGUCAAGUAGAUUUUUAAGAGGUUUCAAAGAAGAAGGCCUCGUUGAUGACUCGGUGCUACUUACUGGCGAUGAACGAGGAUUUAUCGCACUGUGGUGGAUGGGAAGAGUGUUGCUGACUCGUAUUGACGUGAGUAAACAUUUUACGGAGGAAGAGUUUGAGACGAUGGAGUCGAUGGGCUAUGAACGUGGCGAUACCAGUGGCUUCCGGAUUGAGCGAGCAGACCUUGCGCCGGAUUUUUCUCUUCUUUUCGUUCUGGUUGUGCAUCGGCUACUGACUUUGGAUAUGACAACUGUUCAGUACAUCCAUGAGGACGUGACUUUGGUGGCGAACACUAUCGACCGCGCACACGAGAUACUUGAUCGGAUUGCUACAACUGGCAGACAAAUGACGACGGAAUGGAAGAAUGCUACUCGUAUUUUUGAACUGAAGAUGGGACUCAUCGGGUCACUGUACGAGAAGUACGCGUGCGAGGAUCCACCGCAAGUAGACAUGCUGUCGGUGGUAGUGACUGGCAUUACAGCACCUGCGUUGGCCCAGUACUUUGCUCAAGAUAUCGAGGAAAUGGUACGUUCAUUCUCUAUGAGCGUACAUCGCAUGCAGAAGGCCUUGUUCAGUGGAUGCGACACGCUUCGAGCACUCGUUGACGAAAAACUGAAGCCAGACUUGGUCAGCUUUUUAUUUCUCGUGUCGGAGUUACGUGGCCAUGUCAAGUGGAAUCCCCAGACUUACUCAAAGACAAUGGGGAUCACAGUAGCGGUCCUCGACGAGCUUGUCAAAACAACGCAAGAUACUCUCGUGGCUAUGGAGACACUUACGUUGGCGCUACACGAGACUCGUCAGGACUUUUCGUUAUUUUUCCAGUGGAUCCUCGAACGUAUACGCAUUCAUUCGAACUCAUCUCGAUCUGGAGGGGCAAUCGGUCGGGACGCCGGUGACGCUAAAGGCACAAAGUCGCUUCUGAACUUGCGAAGACUAUGCGAUUUCUUACAGCACGCAGCAGAAGUUGCCAAGCAGUUCAAAAAGCAGCAACCGGGCCACAAUAUUUACCGAGUUGAGACUACUUUCGGGAAUCCAGUGUCGCAUCAACUUACUAUGGGGCCAGGUUUGUUGAAUGAGAGCUCGAAGAAUCAGUCGGAAGGCUGUCUUGAUCUCAUUAAGAGCCUGCAAGAAAGGUGGACGGCCAUACUCGACGCAGUAGGUGGAACGCUGGCACAGUCCAUUGGGCGUAAAGAAAGUGGGUGUUUCACUGUCGGCGAUAGCGUGGAGGAGCGGUUGAUUGGGAUGCCUUGA
This is a messenger RNA of Phytophthora infestans T30-4, 1761 nucleotides long. RefSeq lists its product as uncharacterized. Gene Ontology annotation, cellular component: anaphase-promoting complex; nuclear periphery. Bases 1 to 1761 code for a protein of 586 amino acids. Gene Ontology annotation, molecular function: protein binding. The record is from RefSeq and is a predicted model, not a curated record. Gene Ontology annotation, biological process: anaphase-promoting complex-dependent catabolic process; protein K11-linked ubiquitination; positive regulation of mitotic metaphase/anaphase transition. The transcript is spliced from 5 exons. NCBI's taxonomy places the organism in Eukaryota, Oomycota, Peronosporomycetes, Peronosporales, Peronosporaceae.